AUGAACCAGAGAAAAACGGAUUGGUUAUGGAGCGGAAAAGAAAGAAAGUGUCUCUAUCUCCUUCAACAGAGGAAUUCCAGGGCAACCCUUCUGCAAAUCCACGCAUUUAUGCUCCAAAACUCUCUCUUAACCAACAUUAACCUCCUCACGAAGCUCAUCGAUGCCUUUGUCUCCUCCGACCGGCUUGCCGGCAUUACCCAUGCUCGCCGCAUAUUUGACUUCAGCACUCAAAAGGACGACACUUUUCUCUGCAACACCAUGAUUAAAUCCCAUUUGAAUGCUCGCCAGUUCACUAAAGCCACCUUCUUGUACAGAGAUCUAUUAAGGGAUGUCGAUUUUCAGCCGGAUAAUUACACUUUUUCCAGUCUAGCCAAGUGUUGUGGGCUUACAAUGGCGGUUUUUGAAGGGCUUGGAGUUCAUAAUCACUCCUUGAAACGUGGGUGUGUGAACUUGUAUGUGGCGACUUCUUUGGUUGACAUGAUUGAGAAAUACACUAGCUUGGGAAUGAGGAAUGAUCUGAGGUGCUUCCAGGUUGGGAAGAUGAAAAAGAGUCUGCCAACAGCUCAGAUGUUAAGCUUGGUGAUUGGGACACUCCAUCGGCAGUUUAUUCAGAAAGAUGUCAACAAUUUCGAGGAUUUCCACACAGCCAUGCUUGAUAUUUUCAGUACGGUCAAUUCUGCACUUCCUGGUAAACACUACGAUGUUCCACCUCUAAAAGAGGUCGAGGCAUGUUUUAGAGAAUGGAGUUUAGCCAAUGACGCGGAAAAGAAAACUUUGUUCAUGAAGUUUAUGACGAAGCAGCUGACUCUCAGCAAAUUAGAUGACUCUUCCCUCAUCACUGGGCUUGUCACACCUCCUGCAGCAAUGGCGGCUAAGAGGGCGGGGGAGUCUCUGCCCCAACUCAAAUUGAUUAAAGCUAUUCCUGAUGUUAUUUUUGUGCCAUCAGCAACUGUGCUUGCGCUCAUCUCUGUAAAAUUAUCCAGGAAAAUGUUUGUAGGACAAGUGGCUUCUUGA
Molecule: messenger RNA, 1014 nt
Organism: Oldenlandia corymbosa var. corymbosa
Lineage: Eukaryota; Viridiplantae; Streptophyta; Magnoliopsida; Gentianales; Rubiaceae
Source: the annotation of a GenBank genome assembly